GUAUUACCAAAUCGUUUUAGUUUCUUUGGAUUGUCUUUUUUCACGGACAUAAUGCUCAACUGGCAUGAGCUCCGAAUGCUCAUGAUAUUUCAAGUGGCCAUGAUAUUCAUGGUCCAAAAUGUAUUUCAAAUAUAUUCGACAUUUGGACAACAGUUAAAAUCAACAGAUGAUUAUCUUCAACAGGCAGAAAGAGUUUCAAAAAAUGACUUUUAUCGGUUUAUUAACAACUCAAACUUUUACUCAACACAUGCACAAUGGAUAACCGACGACACCAAUGUGUCAGUUCUCUGGUGGGAAAAUGUGAUUGCGAUUCAACAAGUUGGUAUAUUUGUUGGCUCCAUAUUGUUUGGCUACAUUUCUGAUCAUUUUGGGCGCCAAAAAGUUUGCCAGUAUAGCCUUCUAAUCUCAUCAGUGAUCUUACUUGUCGAAGGAUUUCUCUCAUCGACUAUACUAAUUGCAUUAUGUCGAUUUAUAAUUGGUACUCAAACUGGAGCAAUCAUUGUCGUUUCAUGGAGCCUUACCACAGAAUUAAUUUCUCCAAGAACAAGAUUUCUAGCUCGAGCUUUUGCAAACUGGCCUACCGGUAAAUUUGCUCUUGCAUUAAUUUGUUUUUUCUCUCAAAAUUGGAGAAUUUCACUUCACGUUUGUGCGGCAUUUACCUUAUUUGGAGCACUUCUCUAUAUAUUCUUUGUUCCUGAAAGCCCUACUUAUCUUCAAUGUCACGGGAAACGCACAGAAGCCCAUAACAUUGUCGCCGACGUUUUCAAAAAUUCAAACGGCAAAUGUGUGAUUGCAUUACCUGGUGGAAUUCGCUCAAAACCGCUAACAUUUCGACAAAUUUGGAAAAAAGAAAAAUACAGAAAUGUUAUUAUUUUGUUUGGUUCUAUCUGGGUAAUGACCAAUUUCACCGCAACUAUGUUGGAUUUUUCGGAAGUUAUAAUUUUUCACAACAAUUUGAUUCUCAGUCAGAUGCUUCUUGCCGGAGUACCUGCCAUUUGUAAAAUUCUUCUUGGUUUGGUAGAAAUAUAUUUUGGAAUUAUUAGCCGUCGAAAUCUUCAUUUGAUUUCUCUUUGUAUAAACGGAAUCUCCAUGUGUGCAUCCGGAGUGCUCAUACUCUUUGGACUUCAAAAAAACUACCCAACAAUUUAUGUAUUAGUGUUCCUUAUUGGAUACGCGUCAAUCGAAUUUAUUUGGGAUGCAUGUUACCUUUGCGUUGUGGAACAAGUUCCCACCGAAGUUCGAGGUACCAUUAGUGGAGCAUGCUCAUUUCUGUCAAGACUUUCUGGAAUACUGGCCUCCAAAAUGACAAUUGUGAAGCAAAGAUGGGAACCCGCACCUCUUUUCAUCGCUUUUGCCACCGCCAUCAUACAUUUCUUAAUUGCUUUUUUCUUUUUGAAUGAAAGCAAAGACGCGAAUUUGGGAGAAAUCGGAUUUACAUUGCGAAGAAUCAGUCAAAAAGUGUCACAGAAAAUACACCAAAUUAGGAAUAUGACAAAAAAGGAAAAACAACCAUCAGAAUCAACUGUUCCAGCGGUUUCUAAAAUUAGGAAAAACGAUAUAAGCGGCCCUGUGUUGGCUGAAAUACAAUUGGGAGAAGGAAAUAAUGUUCCAUAGAAGUUGGUCUUUUAUUUGUGAACAAUAAACAGUUACACGUUUU
This is a messenger RNA of Caenorhabditis elegans, 1657 nucleotides long. RefSeq names its product Major facilitator superfamily (MFS) profile domain-containing protein (gene pes-23). NCBI's taxonomy places the organism in Eukaryota, Metazoa, Nematoda, Chromadorea, Rhabditida, Rhabditidae. The transcript is spliced from 8 exons. Gene Ontology annotation, biological process: transmembrane transport. The record is from RefSeq and is marked reviewed. The coding region runs from base 52 to 1614 and encodes 520 amino acids. Gene Ontology annotation, cellular component: membrane. Gene Ontology annotation, molecular function: transmembrane transporter activity.